Messenger RNA from Stegodyphus dumicola, 1454 nucleotides. RefSeq lists its product as uncharacterized. NCBI's taxonomy places the organism in Eukaryota, Metazoa, Arthropoda, Arachnida, Araneae, Eresidae. The record is from RefSeq and is a predicted model, not a curated record.
GUUGCGUUAAGUUAUAUGCUACCAGGCAUGCAUAAUCAUUUGUCCUUGCAAAUGUUGCCACUGCGCCAAACAUAAGGUCUCUAACUUCUCGCAAAGCCUGUUUCUACAGUGUUACCAUUUGGGAAAAAAUGGUUCAAGUUCUAAUGUAGCAGAUGAAUAUUUGGACUCCAUCAUUGGCGAAACUUUGGAAAGAGAGAUUAAGAAUAUGAAGCUGGAUCCAGCGCCUUUGCCAGAUUUUGGCAUCCCUUUUAAACAGAUUGGUCCAAUACCUGUGUCAGGAAGAGUGGAUUACCACAAUGGCAUUUUCAAUGGUCUUUCCCGCAUUCGCAGAUUCAGGCAGUGCGAUGGUCCUUCCAUUAACAUUAACGAAGUCAAGAUGGAAUGUGUGAUGAACUUCUUUGGCAUGAACACUGUCUACGAUGGCAAGGCAAGAGUAGAACAGUUUCCACCAAUACCAUUCCAAGUCACUGCGUACAUCAAUGAAACAAUUGUCCGAUCCGCAAUAGCCGGGCAACCAGCAAGUCUGAAAGGACAACUGAAAGCUUUUGAAAUUGAAAAGUUUGGUGAUAUUAACGUCAGGCUAUCAAAUCUUGGACCUUUUCAGUAUAUAUAUAAUAUUGUGGAGGAAGAAUUUAGGGAACGAGUAAGAGAAGAGAUAAUUAGCAUUAUAAUAAGUCAAUUUCCAGUUGCUUUUAAAAAAGCUAUAACACAAGCCAGACUUCCAGGUUUAGGAGGCAGACGUUGAUUAUUUCCUACCGAUUCCUACCAACGAUCUAUAAAAGGCAAAGAAGUCUGUAAUAAAAUCUCCCGAUUAUAUAAAAAGGAGUAUUUACAUAAAAAUUGAAAAAUAAAAUAUGUGAAAUCAGUUUAAAUGCAUUAAAGAAACUAAGGAUAGCUUAAAUUAUUUCAGUAAUAUUUUUGUUGGACUAGAAUAAAAACAGAAGAUUUCUUGAUUUUUAUUUUAAUGGGUGAACAUAGCACACGCAAGUUCGCUUCAGCUAUCAUUUUAAAGUCUCUUUUUUUUCAGAAUACUUAUUUUAAUGAUAAUUAAUACAGGACGCAUUUAAUCUGAAUUUAAUUACCUCUAUUCUUUUUCCAUUUUUGAAUUACUUUUGACAGGUAUGCAUAAGGUAUUCAUUAACUUAGUUUAAUACUUUAAAGUUUUCCUCUAACAAAUCUACAUUAAUUAUAAAUAAAUAACAAUAAAACUGGUGUAAUAGGAGCAUAUGACGACCCCAUAUGAAAUUUUAAAAUAUCUGAGAAUACAUAAUUAAUUCGAUUGUAUCGAUUUUAAGAGAUUUGAUAAAAAUUUUCCUUGUUAGCCCAAGUGGGCUAGUAAUCACGAAACAGGAUUUUGCGUUGAAUCACUAUAACUUGUAUAUCGCGUUUCAGACUGUUGCCAACAAAUAUUAUUGUUCUGUGUAAUUUUUAAAUAAAUUAAGUAAUGAAAAAUC